AUGGCACCUUCCUUCGUCUGCCUUGUGGCCCUGGUGGCGGCGGCGGCAGCCUAUGCACCUCCGGAGCCGGCCGCCUAUGCGCCUCCGGAGCCGGCGCGCUGCUACUCGGAGCACCUGAGCAAACACUUUAACGUCGGCGACAAGUGGACCGAGGCCGGCUGCCAGCAGGCCGAGUGCGUCGACGGCCAGGCCAGCCUGACGCAGUGCGCGCCGGUGGCCACGGCCGACGCCAGCCUGCCGUCGGCCCGCUGUCGACAGGUGGCCGGCGCCGUCGACGGCCAGUACCCGGCCUGCUGUCCGACGGCCGUCUGCGACCAGUGCUACUCGCAGGAGCUGGACACCGUCUUUGACGACGGCGCCGUCUGGACCGAGGCCGGCUGCACCCAGGUGACCUGCGACAAGGGAAGGGUGGCCUCCGUGACGUGCCCGCUGGUCAAGCUGGCGGCCGGCUGUCGGCUGGAAGAGGGCGACGCGACCGGCGCCUACCCGAGCUGCUGUCCGCAGCCGGUCUGCCCGCGGCCCGACCAGUGCUACUCGGCCGAGCUGGACCAGGUGUUUGACGACGGCGCCGUCUGGACCGAGUCCGACUGCACCCAGGUCACGUGCCAGGCCGGUGAGGCGGUGCGCGUGCCGUGCGCCGCGGUGGCCGCCGAGCCGGGCUGCGAGGUGCGUGAGGGCACCGCUGGUGGUCAGUACCCGACCUGCUGUCCGCAGUCGUACUGUCCCACCACCACGGCCCCGCCGCCGCCGCCGCCGGCCAAGUACUACUAA
Molecule: messenger RNA, 771 nt
Organism: Amphibalanus amphitrite
Lineage: Eukaryota; Metazoa; Arthropoda; Thecostraca; Balanomorpha; Balanidae
Product: von Willebrand factor C and EGF domain-containing protein-like
Exons: 1
Coding region: 1-771 (256 amino acids)
Molecular function (GO): protein binding
Source: RefSeq, a predicted model, not a curated record